Messenger RNA from Ambispora gerdemannii, 180 nucleotides. The record is from the annotation of a GenBank genome assembly. Lineage: Eukaryota; Fungi; Glomeromycota; Glomeromycetes; Archaeosporales; Ambisporaceae.
AUGAAAUUAUUUCGUGCAGAAACCGAAAAAACGACUUGCUGUUCGCAAAGUGGCGCCAAUACUGGAUUUGUCCUAACUUUACAAAGUAAAGACACUGCUCACGUAGUAGAUGCGACCGCCUCAUCACUCAAACGCACUAGUGAACCAACUCCUGUCGAUAAAUCAUCUUAUAAAAGUUAA